AUGGGCGUCUUGUGCAUCACCAGAGUAUACGUCAAGCCGACUGCAGCAAUCACCAGAGCUGGCAACAUGAUCUACCUCGCGGUCAAGGAUCUCCGGGAAAUGGCUAUAGCCAUCAACAACUCAUUCUACAACGACAUCUUACAGAGUGGGCAGAAGGCAGCCCUUACGCAGCAGCAAAGGCCUACAACGUACUUGCGGCUUCCUGCGUCCUUGGUCACCGUCGAUCGCGGUGGUCCUACCGCCCGCCAAACCAAGCGUGAGGCGAAGGGCCGCACCUCGCCAGUCCAGGGCAAGGCUCUCAGCCCUGGUGCUCAGCUUGCCGAGCUACUCCUAGAGCAUCAACACCUUCCCAUCAUCCAGAGCAUCUUACGCGAAGAGAUUGACGCCAGGAAAGGUAUUCAGACGCUUGCGUCCGUCAUGUCGCUCCUGAAGUAA
Messenger RNA from Fulvia fulva, 435 nucleotides. RefSeq lists its product as uncharacterized. The transcript has 2 exons. The coding region runs from base 1 to 435 and encodes 144 amino acids. The record is from RefSeq and is a predicted model, not a curated record. NCBI's taxonomy places the organism in Eukaryota, Fungi, Ascomycota, Dothideomycetes, Mycosphaerellales, Mycosphaerellaceae.